Molecule: messenger RNA, 10876 nt
Organism: Chelonia mydas (Green sea turtle)
Lineage: Eukaryota; Metazoa; Chordata; Testudines; Cheloniidae
Gene: RBPMS
Product: RNA binding protein, mRNA processing factor
Exons: 7
Coding region: 408-1019 (203 amino acids)
Molecular function (GO): mRNA binding
Source: RefSeq, a predicted model, not a curated record
GCUCGUGGGAGGGAGCUAGUGCUGGGACCCUGUGUUGGGGACAGGGAGUUUAGGGGUUUUCCCCUCUGUGCCCCACACACAGCCCAGCUCCCCCUCCCUCUCUGACCCUCCUGCCGCCCAACUUCCCCUUCCUGCCCUGCCCCCGCCCCGAUCCCCCCACCCCCGGGGUGCCCGGGAGGGAGCUGCCCUCGCUGCCCGGAGCGCGUAGGGCGCACGGACCGGGCACCCCUGGGCCAGUGGCGGCAGUUCAGGCUCCCCCGCCCCCCGUCCCUCCCCCCCCCGCGCCGCAGUUCCCUGCCGGGCCGGGCUGCCGGGGGCUCAGUGCAGCGCCGCCAGCCCCUGAUGCUGCUGCCAGCGGCAGGGACCAGCCUCUCCGCAGCCGGCUCCGUGCGCCCCGGGACGGCACCAUGAACAGCCUCCCCGCCGACAAGGAGAGCAGCCCGGCCGAGCCCAGCCUGCCCGAGGAGGAGGUCCGGACUCUCUUUGUGAGCGGUCUUCCCCUUGACAUCAAGCCGCGGGAGCUCUACCUGCUCUUCAGACCCUUCAAGGGUUAUGAAGGCUCUCUUAUAAAACUCACCUCUAAACAGCCUGUAGGGUUUGUCAGCUUUGACAGUCGCUCAGAAGCAGAAGCUGCUAAGAAUGCGCUGAAUGGAAUUCGCUUUGACCCCGAAAUUCCACAAACGCUACGACUAGAAUUCGCCAAGGCAAACACCAAGAUGGCCAAGAGCAAGCUAGUGGGAACCCCGAACCCAAGCACUCCUCUCCCCAGCACUGUACCUCAGUUCAUUACCAGGGAGCAAUAUGAGCUCACAGUGCCUGCACUUUACCCCAGUAGCCCUGAAGUGUGGGCGCCGUACCCUCUGUACCCAGCGGAGUUAGCACCUGCUCUGCCUCCUCCUGCUUUCACCUAUCCCGCUUCACUGCAUGCCCAGGUAAUUUAUACCAACCAGCCACAACUUCGCUCACUCUACCACCGGUCCUUUCGAAGCUGGUCCCCCCAGCGCACCCUGUACAACUAACCCCUGUCCGGCUAACAGACACUCCUCCAGAAGAUUAAUGAUCUCACCUCAAUCAAGCUGACACAUCCUCCGGGGACGGGUGGGGACAGGCUUACCGAGAUGAUCGCGCACACUGCCUGAUGUAUCCCAGACACCUCUCUCUUCCUUAAUCCUUUCACUUUCAUUCACACAAAGGACACGGGAGGGAGUUGUAGAAGCUACCGGGUAUUGAAGAACCCCGUACAUAUGUACCUCUGGAUAUAUGUACUGUGCAGCCCAGACUGGCGCGUGCGGCUACUUAUCUGGAAGGCAAUCAGUGUGGCGUGUGUUUGUGUGGCUGGGUGUGUUUGGAGGUGGCCACCCGUAAGGUCAGGAGUUUGGUGCUGUAGCCUAGAUGUCAGGGCUCCCGAUCCCAAGGUAGGUGCUCCAGUCCUGAGCUACGAGAGCAGCCGUCGCUGCGUGUCGGUCGCACUGACGUGGACAGAUCAAUGUGCUGCAGCUGCAGUUGGUUACUGGGUUGGUGUUCGCUGGGGAUUAAUAAUGCUCCCUCCACCUCACGCACCGGUGUUUUCAGGCCAGAAGCCACCACCACUGCUGAGAGAGGCUCCUUAGCUGGUCAUCCCUGGCAGGUCUGCUAGGCUGCAGACAAAAGUGUCGGGAACGGGUCAUUCGCCCCCAGCUUAGGUCUGGGGUGCCCAGGGUCUGCUUGGGGUACAUUUUUGCAGCUGCUGCCCAGCUCUGCUCCAAGGAGCGGGGAUUAGUGUGAGCAAGGAGAUGAGGAUUUGCAACAGCCCCAGAAACCUUCUGGGUUCAGGUGAUCCCAGCCGAAUGAAAGGUGGGACUCCAGGCACGGUGCAGGCAAGGGCCUAGUCUGGCUCCCGGGCACUAUGGGUUCAAUAAGCUGGGUUCCAGCUUCUUAAAUGAUACGAUGGAAGAGAGAACAGAAGAACUCACUUUUGAUCAGGCCCUGAAAAACUAUUUCCAGAAACCUUAGAGACGGCAGUCUUAGUCCUUGAGACCUUCCAACACUGACUCCUGCAGGCAAGGGGGCAGGGGCCAGGUGAAUCCCUGCUGCGAGCUGGCCACAUAUGAUGACAGCUACAUGUAAAUGGCAACCACCACCAAGCAAAUCUCGUUUCUACCCCCCUGAGGGGCCGAGUCUGCAGCGCAAUGUUACCAAAGCUGGGGAGCUCCUUCCAUCAGAGACUCGUUUUAUCACUCCUUGAUAGCAACUGCACUUGUCUCAGUACACCUGGCUUGUCUGGAGCGGCUUUUCCUGCAUUAACAAUCCAGACACUUUGAUGCUCUUCUGAUCUGACGUACAAAUGCAUGUAGUCAUGCAUGGAGUAUCUGAGUAGCUAAGCUGGAGGAGAUGCCAGUGAUUUCCGUGACAUUACACCAGGAGCAAUCCAUAGCCCAAGCGACAGCCAAAGCAGCGUGCCUUCCAUAGAGGGACAGGCAGAAACCCUAGUCCAACAUGUUAUGGAGCAGUGUACGUUCCUAGGGCAGAAUGCACAGCAGCCCAGGAGCAUUCACACUGAGAUAAGCAGCAGGAGAGAGGCAAUUCUUACUGCUGUUUGUGAUUCCCUUCUCCUCCAUGUCCCAACACAACACAGAGAGCAGAACUCUUGAGGCAGCACCAGGCAGCCAAAGAAGAGCUGUGAUCCCAUGAGCUGUUCAUCCAUAUGAUCCCAUGAACAGCACCUCCCAAGAUGAGCGUCAGAGAUAGGUAGCAGCACCAGGAAAUGCCUACACAAACCAAAGGGCUGGGUGUUACAUGCCUGCAAGCUGUGGCCCCUGAGGUGCCCUACUACCAAGCCAACCUGCAAGUGGAUCCGCUGAGCUAGGCCAGGGUUCGCUUUGCUGCCGCUCAGUUUGGGCCCGCGGGGAGUUCAGUUUUGAGAUUUCAUCGCUAGCUCUGGUCACUGCAGAUUCUUUUCUGCAACUGAGCACAUCGUUCCUCCGUCUCCAUCGGCAGGUGACACCGGAGUUAGACAGACUCGGCCACCUUUGGAAAGUGCACAAGCAAGCACUGCCUGCCGAGAGAGGCCAUUUUAGAGCCAGCCACUCGCCUUUAGAGCUGUCACACUCCACUGUGGUAGCACAGCCCCUUCGAGCUGUUCCCUUUACACUGUCAGCCACUCGCAUGAGGGAAGAGUGGGUCUCAAACUACUUUCUGCAAUGCCUAGUAAAUCCACCCCUGGCUGUAUCUGCUCCCCAGUCUGUGGGUAAUUGUCCUCCUUCCACUAUUAAUGCUGAAUGCAUUUCCACUGGAGCUGAGCCCAAGGGUUACCGACUAGCAAGGGAGGCUGAAAAUGUAGAAAGGCUGACCUUGUUCAAGGGUAAACGUGGGAGAAUUCCCGUUCACGCUGCUGCUGCGGAUCUGUCUGCGACUGAAAGUGUUGAGUGGGGUGUACGUGUCUGUCCAGGAUGAAAAGCCACCAGACAGUGAGAACAUAACUCACCGCUAGAUUCAGAGAUUUUAGGGCCUGAAGGGACCAAUAGGAUGGUGCGUUUCUAUUCUGGGCUGUAAAAGUUCUUUUCCCACACUGUGCAUUCAAGGGCCAGACUGGCGGACAAAUAGCCAUGCCAGGCUAUCAUGUACGGCUGCAAUGCUGCAGGCUCGGUAUAAAACCCAAGGCCUUUCCUUGUUUCCUCUGCCCAGGAAGGGCUGGGGUCAGUGCUUAAAGCACGGCAGUUGGGGAGAAUGGCUCUAAAUACAUGAGUUGAUUAGUUAUGGGCCAGUUUUUCAAAAGACCCCGACGCCCAGCAGCUCCCCGUGUUUGCCAUCGUGGGUAGGGACUGCUUUUGGAAAGGCUGGCCUAAACUUAGCCCACAGAUUCUCAAGAGAGGGGCCUGGACUGGACCAACAGCCCAGGAUCCAGGGGCAUAAGCCAGGGCUGAGCAUAAGCACAAGGUGCCACGUGGGGCUGCCCAACCGCUUGCUGACUCAGUAACUUAGCAGACCCUGGCCCUGGAGGGGCAGAAACACUUGACCCUGGGUUUCCUCCCCCUUGGCAAUGUACAUCCAUGCAGCUGGCUUGCCCGCGCCAGGCCUACCCUUAGAGAGACCCGCUGGUAAUGCAGGGACGUUCCCUACAGCAAUUCAGAUAGUUCAUGGAAACGCAGGAACUCGAGUGAGCUCAUGAACUUCAGCUUGAAGCAAAGUGCCUGUGACGGGGAGGAAAAGGAAAAUGAACUCCAAAUGGAGGGCCAUGUUUUAUUCACAACCCGUGGUGGAGCAGCCUGCUGGCUAACGCAAUCCAGCCAGCCCAGCAAAGUGGAAGGCAGAAACACCAAGUAAUGUACGCUCUGUCACAAGCACUUUUCUGCUCGUUGAACCCUGAAGUUGGGACCCCUAAUGGCCCUUGAUAGCAGGAGUGCUGUAGUUAAAAAUUAACGAGCAAGAGGAAUAAUUAAAUAUGGAUGACGAGCACUCACUGUGGACUUGGCCUGCCAGCAGGCUGAGCACGCCUGGCUGCUCCCGAACGGCUCGGCGCGGCAGGCGACGCUCCAACAUCUCGGUCCGCUCGAGGGCGUUCCUGAAAGCAAUGCCCAGUUAGCGCUGGUGGGAGGGGCUCGGUCGCAGGCAGCCCCGUUGCUAAGAGAAAUGGGCCCAAGGAAGGCUGUCCAUGCCAGGGCGGGGGGCAGAGAGAAGGGCGGCAGGCCACGCCUGCUUGUCAACCUCCUCACCCAAGCAAGGACCUUCCCUGUCCGCCCUCCCAUCUUGUCCCCACUGUGCAGCAUGGUGCCAGGCUCUGGCCCAGGACAUGGCAGGUGUCACCCUGUGGCUCCCCGAGCCCCAACCCCUUCACUGUAGCGUCUACCCACAACUGCAGGCCCAGCUCCUCUCAGAUCCUAUAAAGCCCCUUGCUCAGAAUCCUGCCUUAUUUCUUCCUCAUCCCCUUCUUCUCUGCACUUGCUCCUCCUCCUGGCCUUUCUAGUCUCAGACAUUCCUUUCUUUGGGGUUUUAUACUUCCCCUCCCCAUCUUUCGUUCCAUGCUCUCCCCCUUCCUCCCAGCAGGGGCUGCUGGCUCAGGGGGGCUGAGCGGCCCAUAGCCUGGCCAUCUACGGCAUGGCAUGGGGUGAGACAAGUGAGUCUGAUUUAGUGGGGGUGAUGAGCCAAGGACUAGUGCAGGGGAAGGGCCAUGGUGGCAACAUGUGAUUUGGUUGGUGGGGAGCGUCCCUUGGAUGUAUGUGCUCAUCUGGCCGCUAGAUGGUCUAGCUGGCCAGCGGCUCCUGAGGGUGAUCAGUCUGCUGGGGUUCACCAAAACCAGAGCAAACCAGCAGGGAUGCAGACAAAGGCCUUGCAGCUGGGCCACUGGAACCCGGAUGAGAGCUUCCCUGAAACAUGGGAGCGAAAUCUCAGCUGCACAGCUCUCGUUACCCAGUUCUGCCACCCGUACUCACAUGGAGCAAUCCCGUCUCUGGGCCCAGCCCCACUGAUUUCUAUGGACAUGCUGGCAGAAUAAUGCCCUGCUCAUUGGGAGUACAUGUGGUGGAAUUGCACCCAGUGGUUAUACUGUGGGUAUAAAAGGCAUGUGGCUGGCCAGGUCUCAGACCUGGCCUCAUGCUUCCCCUCUCUGAGCACGGCUGGGGCAGGAGCCACGUGGAGACGGCAUGUCGUGUUUUCCAACCCUGGUGAGAACCCAGGCUUGUUAUGGGAGGGAGCAUUGGGUGGUUCAGGUAGAAAUGGGAAUAUACAUCCUUUGGUGAAUGUAGGAAAAUUAACCAUUGGCAUGUGGUGGAUUCUCCAUUCAUUGGAAUGAACAUUGGGUGUAUCUUAUGCUCAGAUAAAUGGGUUAGUCUCUAAGGUGCCACAAGUCCUCCUGUUCUUUUUGCUUUCUAACAGAGCCACUCUAGUUUAACCACACACUAACCGGGCUGGAUGCAGGAAUCCCUGGAUGAGGUCAUAGGGCUUGUCCUAUGCUGGGGGUCAGAUGAUCACAAUGGUCCCUGCUAGCUUUAUACUCUAGCUAUGAAUCUAUGCAAUGCAGUCUACCUCCUAUAGCCCUCCAUCCUCCUGUUCCGUUCCUGGGGCCAAACUAUUGCUUCGGGCUUCUCUCGUGUUCGGUACGUCUACUUGUCUAGGCCUAGCUGGGCUUGCCCCAAGCACCAGAUGCGAACACCCCCAAGCUAGCCAGCAUUUCCACUGUACAGCUGCUUGCAGAGGGUGAUUACUCAGCUGUGACAGUAGCAUUCAAGGGCUCAGCCCCACAGCUGGCUGCAUUUACAAAACCGUAAAUGAAACCAGGCCAUGUAAGUUAUGAGACUGAAGCAGCGCAGAGGCUGGUAGGUGCAGAGGCUUUUUUGUGCUUCUGCAGCUCGUGCUAAGCUCGCAGGCUUUGGUCCCUAUUCUGCUCUAGCAGCGUUGGGAUCUAGUGAUGGGCAAACAAGCUGAAAAUUAAAUUGUUACGGUGCCAGUUAAGUGCUCAGAGUAUUUGCUGUGAGAUAUACGUAGAGGACUAUUAGUAAUAUGUGCCAAUGACUUUUCAAGGGGAGUGGAUUAUAACUUAUUUUUAAUGCACAUAAAAGAUGAGCAUGAACUUUGUAACAAUGAAAAUGAAGGGCUAACAGCACUGGCAUUUGCCACGUGCAGGCUGGGGAUUCCCUGAGGCCAGCUAUGCUAAUGCGUCUGUGCGCUGAAACACCUUCAUGACCCCAGGGUAGGGGGCCUCUCCUAGUGGAGGCUGCCAGUCAGCCCAAGUCGGCUGGUCGUUUGGUAACAUGGGCAAAUGGCAAUCCAUGGCUCAUGUAAUCCAAUAGCUUGCCACUAGUGACCAGAUCAGGGUUUAAAGGCAGCACGCCGGAGAGGAGCUGAGAAUCCAGAGAGCUCUGCACAAAAUACUUACAUAGCCGGCCCUACUUUGGGGGGAAAGGAGUUAGCAAGAAGGUGAAAGGUUUCCAGAUUUGCCACAGAGAGGAAUUUUCCUGCAUGAAUGGCCACCUCUGACCUACUGAGAACCCAUUUGUCUCGGGCACCAGGUCACAUCUGACCCAUACUGAGAACAUAUUUGCCGGGGACACCUGGCUGCUUCUGGACCCACAUUCAGAAUGUGUUUGCCUAGAGCACCAGGCGACACCGGCGCUACACUCAGAAUGUUUGCCCACGGCCCCCAGCCACGUCUGACCCACACUGCAAACGUUGGUCCAUGGCACCCACUGGCUGGAGCUUUGGGUUAUUUUAUAACAUCAUUGUGUUUCCACAAUGAAAGUGGACUUACAGAAACCACUGGUGAGAAGUUUUCUUCUCUUUCAGCUUGGGCAACUAGAGAAGCUGGGGUUUGCUCAUCGCCUUUUGUUCAGAAGUGCACUGAAGGUGGCUGCAAAUAGACAAGGGUUUUCUAGAUAAGUUCCACAGUACCUUUAAAGACUUCUGGCCCAAUCCCAUCAGUUUCACUGAGGCAAAACCCCCCUGGAGGUCAAUGAGAGCAGGCUCCGUCCAUUUAUUUACAAGUAACAGUUCACAGUGCAAUCCGCAGCUUCUGAAUGAUCAGAAUCCGGCCCUAGCAGAGCUCGCCAGUGGAAUCUAGCCAAUGGGUAAAGCUGUCUCAGGAAUAUUCAGCCAGCUUUUAAUUACCUUAUUUAACUUUCUAAUUAAAGCUAAUUGGGAGAGCAGUUGAGAGCUUUGUAGUAUGUUACCUGGGGAUCUGAAAGCACUUUCUAAACAUUAAUUAACCCCCAUGAGGCAGAUUAGUAUUCUAUCCCUUUUGCAGACUGUGAAGACGUGUCUCAGUGAGUGAGCGGCUUGGCCAAUGACUCACAGCCCAGCAUUGGUGCGGCACACAGUAAAACCCUGGUUUGCAGUCCCCUGCUCUGUCCAGGAGACAACACAAACAGUUAAGCUCUGGAGGCCAUAUAAUAGAGAUGGAAACGAACCUUUUGUGGAGGAGAGCUGAACCCACCAAUACUUGCCAUUAGGGUUGAGCAAACUGCUUUGCUUCAAAAACCAACUUCAGAGUUGGGCGAAAGGCCAGAUUUUCAGAUACUGGUAUUUACGGGAAGAAAGCUGAUGAAUAUUACUGCAGAUAUAUACUUGUCUUAUCAAAUAGCAUUUGACAGGCAAAACCUGCAAUGUACCUGAGAUGCAGAAAGCUCACUGUGUUGGUGAAUUACAAGGAAAUGUACUUAGCAGUAUGAUCCUCCCUUCUCUAACAAGUUUGCAAACGCAAGAUACAGAAUCAUUUAAUGUGCAUCUUAGUCACGUCUAACUUGAGUAAUAAACCGUGUGUCUGACAGAUCUUUAUUUCUACUUUAUCAGCCACUCUAAAUCUGAUGAUUUUGCUCACCGCUUUUAUUAUUGCAGGGAUCUGGGAAAUGGAGCAAACAGAAGCAGGAUUAGAUCUUGCACAGAUGAAUGUACAGAAUUUAAGUCAGCAUGCUCUCCACACAACUGUUCUGGGCUGUAAUUGAGUGAGCUCUUCCCAGAUAAGCGUGGCUAGGCCAAGUCAUUGCUGGAAUAGGAGCCUGACUACGCUCACCUACGUGCUGCAGGUCAUGGCACUGGUGACUGAAUGCAGAAGCUGCCUCUGUCUGUUGUGAGCCAGCCUGGUGCUAGAGGGCAUGCUUUGGCUGGAGGCAUUGUCUUUCCAACAAGACGUGAGCCUGAGACUCUGGGGCAUUUCUUCCCAUUUGAUCUCAUGGCCCUUGUCCCACUAUCAGUUGUCUCUGGGCACAUUUUAAUUUGCGUAAUUAGGCAUUCCCCCUACUUAAAAUUCUCUGCAGAGUGUAAUUUAGGUGUGAAGUCCUUUGCCUCCAUCUAUCUUUAACUGUUGUAUAGAGUUGCCACGUGCUGUUAAAAAUCUUCCAUGUUCCAGCCCAGCUGCGGUUGCAUUUCAAUUUGUGCAAAUGCUUGGAAUUCUUAGAGAUGAAAGGCACUUACAUUAAUAUCAGCAGUCAUUAUUAUAUACCGGCCAGUGCCAGAACUUUAGCUGGUAUAUGAAAAGAUACCAGAGAUAAGUUCCUAUUCGGCAUAAUGAAAACACAACUGCAGACUUAUAGGUUUGCAGGGAUAAUGGUCAAGAGAUUUUUAAAAACACAGGUAGCCACAUAAUUUCCUAGUAGCUACCAGCUGAGGAGUUUCAAAGGUAUGGGUUAGUACCAUAAAAGCCAGCUGUGAGCCCUCCAGAGAGAGAUGCUAAUAGCAGAAGAAUGGGACCGUUUUCACUAAAUUCACACAUGUGAGGUAAAAAUGUUCCUGUUUCUGAAGAGUCACUGAGAAGGUAGCUCAGAUAAUGAGCGUGGCUUGGCCCGUGGCAAAGUUCAGGCAAACAGGAAUAGAAGCGAAGUGACAGAUUUCAGUCCCUAGUGAGGUCAGGAGAUGCGCGGUACACAUCUGAGGGCCGAACGCGGCCCAUGCUCCCAGACAGUAAUUCCCUCAUUUGUAUUGUACCAAGCAAGAGAUUGUCAUGAUACUAGAGCUGUGGAUGGGUUAUUUCCUAUACCACAGGUCCUGGCCACACUCUCAGGGUGAGUGCCUCACACUCACCCGUAUGCUGGUUGAAAGGGCCAGAGUGGCAUAAAGGGUCCCUAACAGCCCCACUUCUGGGGGCAGAGAGAAGAGGAUUCCCCCACUGCUGGGAACCCCAUACAAGCCCUGGUGUAGUGGGCAGACUGAGGGCGGAAGAGGUAUGCCAGGAGCAGGGCCCCCGGCAUGCAGCACUGUGUGGCAUCCCGGCAGUGCUGCAUCCCACAGUACAGCCUGGGGAGACUGCUACAAUUAGCCAGGCCCCCCCAGGGCUGUCUGAGUGAUGCCAGGGGCCUCUCCAGUCCCCAGAGCAACCCAUGCUCAGGACGUGCAGAGGUUGCUUAACCCCCCUCUCCGGGGGCUAGGAGUUCUGUGAUGCAUCUCUCAGAACAUCUCGCCCGCCAAGGUAAGAGAGAAACAAUGGCCUAGCCAGUGCAAUGAUGCUGCAGUGCGUUUAAAGGCAAUACAGCACCAGUAGGUACCUCUGCAAGAACAGCUGGGUUCUAGCUGUAUUUAGGAACUACAGAGCUACUCACCCAGGGCUGGCAUCAGCCUUUAACACAUGAGCUUAGGGCGAGAGACCAUUCUCUGGAGCCGCUGUACCCAGGGAUUAUUUCAGAGCCACUCUCCCAGCUAACCAAGUUCUUCUUUAGCUCAUGCACCAGAGGCCCCUGGCUUUCAGGGAUGACAGGAUGUGUUGUAGGUAGCCACAGAUGGGGAGAAUGGCAUUAUCUUCUGUUUCCAUGGUGGCUCAUCUGCCCCGCUGUGGCCAUGCGAUGUAGCUCCUGGUUGCCCAGAGCUGGGCUAGCCCAGUCUUAAGCAGAGCCGGCUGACCUGUUCUAGCUUCCUGUAUUAGUAUGAAGUGUGACAGCAGACAGGUAACAUAGUGAGUGUGGUGAGUGCAUGGAAGUGAGUGUGCAGAGGGGUAGCCGGGAACCAUGCUACAGCACCGUUCCAGGAGCAGGGCGAGCUGCCAGUCCUGGGCACAGCCGUGGAAAUCAGACUGUCUUCUGCCUCCCUUCUUCCCCUCUUCGUUCUUUCCUUUCUUCCUCUCUGGAAAACACCAGCUCUCAAUCAUUUUGGAUCCCCCUGGGCACCUUUAUCCAACCCACAGGAUGCACCAAUCUCCACCUGCUGCACCCUGACACUGACAGUAGUUACACACAUUUACCCGCCCUCCCCCCAUUCUAUCAUAUGCUGUCCUAAGCUCUGCCCCAACCCACUGUGGUAACAAUGCGCCCCCCCCGGCCCUUACCACCUAUCCCAGGAAGGCAACGCCAACGCUGCUAUUUGACUAGUGAAUUCAUGGACUCAGAGGCAGCCAACCAUAAGUAAGGGAUGCGCUGGCUCCCUCCCUCAGAGGCUGCUUCUCAGGGCUGGAAGUCCCGUCAGUUCUGCUGAAUACUGUGUA